CACUAGAUACCGCCCUAUCUCAAAUACAUCUAGGACUAGAGCCCUAUCGCUAUUGCAUCUCGGACUUGACAACUUAGCGGCUUCCGGUUCCGCCCACGGAUUUUACUCUCUGGAUUGCACUCCUUUGGUCGUACAUUAAAUAAUUGUAAAUUGUAACAAAGUCAAAUAAAACCCGUAUUGAUAUACAAGGAGUUUACUGUUACCUCGUACACAUACACAACAGCUGGCGACGAGGACCGAAACGAAUCUACGGAAAGUGAAAUACCUUGUGCGUGUACUUCAAGUGGAUGAAUAACCUCCAAAAUGUGCCCAAACUCAUGUCCUUACACCUAAACUCCCAUCUUUCCAGGGGCCUCCUAUUACCUGUGUUGAUAGCCCGCUACACAACAUCCUGUUUUCCUUUCCAAACAAAUUGCUACAAUGGAGGGACAACUGGCACACGUACUCACCAAAAUGCUGGAAACAAUGGCGCGCAUGCAGGAGCAACAACAAAAUAAUUCCGUAAGUGGAAUAUCAUUGCAACCUUACGACGAAAUUAACGAAUCAUUCGAUUCAUAUCUACAAAGGCUGGAGAACUAUAUCAAUUUGAAAGGCGUGACAAAUGCCACUACAAAGGCACACAUCUUCUUAAAUUGUAUUGGCCCUAAAUACUAUCAGGUGCUUAAAAAUAUUACAUCUCCGAGUACACCGGAAGGCAAGGACUACAAUGAGCUUGUCAAAAUACUACGAAAUCAUAUUGCACCUGAACCAGGUGAAGUGGCUUUACAACACAAAUUCUGCUUGAGAUCACAGCAUGAGUAUGAGUCUAUUGCUAAUUAUGUAGCAGGGCUAAGAGAAAUUGGGGGAAAGUGCAACUUUGUGUGUAAUGGAUGCCAGAACAGCACCUUCGAUACCCACUUGCGAGUUCAGUUCAUCCGGGGCCUGCGCAGUGCUGAAAUAAAGGAGAGAUUACUUCAAGAACCACCUACAACAAAAGUGGAAGACCUCAUAAGAAUCGCAAUGGCUAUCGAGACCUCAAAAUCUGAAACUAAAGAAAUGGAUAAUGCAAAUACAAACAUAAAUAAAAUUACAUUACAUAAGAACAAGAAAAAUACAUACAAUACGAAUACAUACAAUACAAAUAACAAGAAUAAUGCUAAAACAAAUAUUAACAGCGCUAGUCAAGAAAGAAAAACUAUUAAGUGCUUUAGGUGUGGAAAAGAUAACCAUAAAGCAAGUAACUGCCGGAUUGCGAACAAACUAUAUUGUCAAAUUUGCAAUAAAAAAGGACACCUCCAAUCAGUUUGCUUCAAAGAUCAGAAACAACUGGAAGUUGAAGGCAUGUCUAAUACAGUAGAAGAGAGUGAUGAGGAAAUAUUUGAAAUACAUAAAAUACCUAUGGAAAACAAUAUUACACAAAACGACAAGUUCAAUAUCACAUUACAAAUCAAUGGAAAAGCACAUACCUGGGAACUGGACACUGGCGCAGCAGUUACAACCUGCUCCUCUACAUACUUAAUCAGGCAUUUCAAAGAUAUUAAGCUACAAGAAACUUCAAUAAAAUUGAAAACAUAUACUGGAGAAACAAUACAACCGAUGGGAACCUGCAACUUAAAUAUCAAAUAUAAAAAUAAAGAAAUAGAAGGAAGAGUAUUUGUGAUCGAUAGAGAAGUAGACCCGGUGGUCGGAAGGGAAUGGAUAAGAAAACUAAAAAUUCAAUUUGAAGUAAAUUCAAUAAAUAAAGAAGGAAACGAUAUCACGGAAAAAGAAUUUGGUGAAAGAUUACAGAUGUUAUUGCAUGAAUAUGCAGAGUUGUUUUCUGAAGACAUCGGAGAAAUAAAUGAUUAUGAAGCUACCUUUAAAUUGAAGGAAGGAACAUCACCCAUAUUUUUGAAACCACGACCAGUACCAUUAGCUCUCAAAGAUCAAGUGGAAGCAGAGAUUGAUAGGUUAGAAAAGGCAAAAAUUCUGGAAAAAGUUAACUACUCAAAAUGGGGUACUCCAGUAGUUCCGGUAAUGAAACAAAAUGGGAAGGUACGAUUAUGUGCAGACUACAGAGCAACUCUAAAUAAAAGCCUAGAAAGUGAUAACUACCCAAUACCGAGAAUAGAGGAAAUAUUUGCGAAAUUGAGUGGAGGAAAAUAUUUUUGCACACUUGACAUAAACCAGGCGUACUUGCACAUGAAAACCAAUGAGGAAACAGCAGAAAUGCAAGCCAUAAGUACGUCCAAAGGUACAUAUAAAGUCAAAAGACUAAUGUUUGGAGUGAAAAUUGCACCCAAUAUUUGGCAAAGAUACAUGGAUCAAACUCUUCAAGGAAUGGAAGGUACAGCAUGUUUUUUUGAUGACAUUGCCCUACAAGGAGCUACAUACAUACAAUUACUACAAAGAAUUAGAAGAGUAUUCCAGAAAUUACAACAAUGCGGACUACACUUAAAUAGGAAGAAAUGUCAAUUCAUGCAAAAGUCGGUAAACUACCUCGGACACGUUAUAGAUGAAAAAGGCCUACACCCGACACAGGAAAAAGUAAAUGAUAUCAAGAAUAGCCCGUGCCCAACAGAUACAUCAUCUCUUCGCACAUUUCUGGGUAUGAUAAAUUAUUACCAACAAUUCAUACCAAACCUAGCUUCAAAGCUCAAUCCACUAUAUAAACUAUUACAUAAAGACACGAAGUUUGUGUGGACAAAGGAAUGCAACAGGAUUUUUCAAGAACUCAAAGAGGAGCUAUGUGGAGAAAAAGUGCUGAUACCAUAUCAUGUAAAUCUGCCAGUAACCCUGGCCACUGACGCAUCACCAAUGGGAUUUGGAGCUGUACUAUCGCAUAUCAUGCCAGACAAAACGGAGCGACCAAUAGCUUUUGCAUCAAGAUCCCUAACUAAAGCGGAAGAAGGCUACAGCCAACUAGAUAAAGAAGCAGCAGCACUUAUUUGGGGAUUGAAGAAAUUCUUCCAAUUCUGCUAUUGAAGGAAAAGUUACUCUGAUCAUCGAUAACCAACCACUUGCUAGAAUUUUACACCCAGAAAAAGUGACACCUGCAACUACAGCGAUAAGAUUAGUACACUAUGCAAACUUUUUGGCAGGAUUUGAUUAUACAAUAAAGCUAAGGAAAACAACAGAACAUGCAAACGCAGACUAUUUUUCAAGAUUGCAACAGAAUAAUAAUAAUAAAGUAGCAGAAAGUAAACUGACAGAUGAUGAUGCAUUCUACCUGAACCAAAUUACAGAAAUGCCCAUUACAUUACAAGAAAUAAAAAGAGCUACAGCGAGAGACCAGCAACUUCAAAAACUAUACAUGGACAUACAAUCAGGAAUACAUGACCCUAAGAGACUACAUGAAUUCUCUUUACAACAUAACUGCAUUUUUUAUGGGAUAAGGAUUGUUAUACCAAAAGAAUUACAACCAAAAAUAUUAGAGGAACUACAUACAGCU
Molecule: messenger RNA, 3409 nt
Organism: Ostrinia furnacalis (Asian corn borer)
Lineage: Eukaryota; Metazoa; Arthropoda; Insecta; Lepidoptera; Crambidae
Exons: 1
Coding region: 421-2943 (840 amino acids)
Molecular function (GO): zinc ion binding; nucleic acid binding
Source: RefSeq, a predicted model, not a curated record